UUGGCAGAAUGGUUCUGAAAAGAACCGUCUUUUGUUACUACACGAGCACUGACUUGAUUGGCCGGGACUAGGCCUACUUCUUUCGCUUCGUGGAUUGAGGGGACUUCUCACAUAUUACCUGCAUAUCGUUUAUUUAGAAUGAGCUGACACGACUCAUACCGAGGCUCAUCAUCACACAUCACUGUUUGACGAAAGGGAAAAAUCGGCAAGAUGAGGGCGGGGACCCGCGAGAAGCAGCGAGGUGUAAAGAUCAACGAGGAGAAAGACGACCCAUUUGUAUGUUUCGGAUACCGCCGGAGCACACCAUGGACUUGGCUGAGUUACGCCCUCUGCGUCCUAACUGUUGGAUUCUUCAUCUUGGUGUUUUACUGGAAACCUGAUUGGUUUAUCAGGAUGACGUGUUACUCAUGUGACCUACAAGAGGCUGAUUCUAUUAUAAUAAAGGAUAUCUAUCGACGAAACCAUGUUUGUUCAAUUCGCAAACUGGAAAUAAAUUCCGAAAGUGAGUGCUCAGCCAAGACCCUCCGGAUGCUCUUUCGUCAUGACGUCGUAGUUGACGGUAUUUGGAAGUAUUUUCGGUAUCAAGAGAUGCUCUACGUAUGGCACCCAACAAACAAAGCUUUCUACAAGCUCAGAGCUCUUGAUGGGGCAACGAGUUGUUCUGAGUUUUAUGAUAAACUUCAAAAUGGUCUAUCUCGACAAGAAGCUGCUGAGCGGCGAUAUGUCUAUGGCCUCAAUAAGAUAGUCAUCCAAGUUCGUCCAAUUCUUGUUUUACUGGUACAAGAAGUGUUGAAUCCUUUCUACGUCUUCCAGAUCUUCAGUGUCUGUGUGUGGAUGGUCGAUGAAUAUUACAUUUACUCUGGAUGCAUUAUCUUGAUGUCGUUCAUAUCCAUUGCUCUAUCACUCUACACUACCAGAAAGCAAAGUACAACGUUGAGAGAUAUGGUACACUCUGACACUUUGGUUGAGGUCUUGAGGAAAUCUGGAGAAUCCAUCGAGGUAAUGGAGGAGGAGAUCGUGCCUGGUGACGUCAUAGUUCUCCCCUCCCAGGGGUGUUUGAUGACGUGUGAUGCAGUGUUACUGACUGGUAACUGUAUUGUCAAUGAGAGCAUGCUCACAGGUGAGAGUGUUCCAGUUACGAAGACACCCUUACCACGGACUAGCGGGGUCGACGGAGAGUCUGCACCGGGUUAUAGCGCUGAUAAGCACAAGCGGCACACACUGUUUUGCGGGACUCAGGUAAUACAGACCCGGUACUACGGGGGCGGGAUGGUUAAAGCUGUCGUUGUUCAAACAGGUUUCUCGACAGCAAAAGGUGGUUUAGUACGUUCGAUCCUCUUCCCGAAGCCGAUGGAUUUUAGCAUGCUCAAGGACGCCAUCAUGUUUAUUGGUCUACUUGCAAGCUUUGCUUUCAUUGGUUUUAUCUACACGAUUGUUGUCUUCGUAAACUUUGGGUUUGACGCUGGUUACAUCGCCAAACGGUGUUUGGAUAUCAUCACUAUUGCCGUCCCUCCGGUAUUACCUGCUGCCCUCACGAUCGGAAUGGUAUAUGCCCAACUUCGUCUGAAAGCCAAAGGUAUAUUCUGCAUCAGUCCUCAACGGAUCAACACGUGCGGUACACUCAAUGUCGUCUGCUUCGAUAAGACGGGAACCUUAACCGAAGACGGGCUUGACUUGAUGGGUGUCCAGCUGGCUGCGGGUGGAAGUUUCGGCAAGAUGAAGACGUCCGUAACUAAGGACGCUCCCGUUGGACAUCACAUUGUUGCCAUGGCAACGUGUCACUCACUGACCAUCAUCAAUGGCGAGAUAAGCGGAGAUCCGAUUGAUCUUAAGAUGUUCCAGGCUUCUGGAUGGGAGCUUGAAGAACCAACGAGUGAAGAAACCACACAUUUUGAUAUGAUGGUACCCACCAUCGUACGGUCACCACCGACUGCAGCUAAACGCAAAUCAGAGGGAGUUGAGGAGGUUGGCAUCUUGAAGCAGUUUCCUUUCUCCUCCGAGCUUCAGCGGAUGAGUGUCAUUACGAAGUCACUUAGAGAUGAACCCAUGCAGCUCUACAUCAAAGGAUCACCUGAGCUUGUAGCUUCCCUCUCUAAAAUGGAUACGGUUCCAUCUGAUUUCCAAGAGCAGUUAAACUCCUACACUAAGGAUGGAUUUCGUGUAUUGGCAUUAGCAACAAAACAGCUGGACUCCAAGCUGUCAUGGCAUAAACUACAACAACUCAACAGGGACCAAGUGGAGCGAGAUCUGACUUUCGUCGGGCUUCUCAUAAUGCAGAAUAAAAUGAAGCCGGAAACCAAACCUGUUAUCGAGGAACUGAUGAAUGCUAAUAUUCGAACUGUUAUGGUCACAGGUGAUAACAUCUUAACGGCCAUUAAUAUUGCCCGUAAGUGCGGAAUGGUCGGUGCUGAGGAAGACAUCGUGCGUAUCGAGGCUGACUACUGCGCAGAUGCAAAGCACUCUGCUCUACACUGCACUAAAGUGACGUCAGAGCAAGACGAAAUCAGUUCUGACUACAGGAGUUUCGACAUGGAUAUGAAAAAUUGUGAAACUUCCCUUCAGAUUGAGCCAUUCACAAGACGCAAAGUGCAUUUCGCUAUAGACGGUAAAUCACUAGAAAUUGUGAGGAAACACCACCAGUGUGUACUGCCGCAGCUUGCAGUUCAAGGAACUAUCUUUGCUCGCAUGACCCCUGAUCAGAAGAGUGAGUUGGUCCAGACUCUUCAAGACUUGGACUACCGUGUAGGGAUGUGUGGAGACGGGGCUAAUGAUUGCGGGGCACUCAAGGCUGCUCAUGCUGGUAUUGCCCUGUCGGAAGCUGAGGCCUCCGUGGCGUCACCAUUCACAUCAAAGAUACAGAACAUCUCGUGUGUCCCGAUUGUUAUUAAGGAAGGCCGAGCUGCGCUGGUGACGUCAUUCGGUAUGUUCAAGUUCAUCGCACUAUAUAGCAUGAUACAGUUCGUGUCCGUCAUGAUUUGCUACACGGUCCACUCGGCCUUGAGUAAUUUCAUGUUCAUGUAUUCGGACAUCUUUGUUUGCACAACUGUAAUUUUGUUCAUGGGGCGUAACAAAGCCUACCACUCCAUCGCCAUGAAGAAGCCGACAACCAAGCUAUUUGUAACUCCAAUCAUAUUGUCUCUGACUUUACAAGUCGCUAUCCAAACCGCCUGCCAAGCAGCAAUCUUUGUCAUCCUCAAAACUCAAUCAUGGUUUGUUCCGAUGGUUCCGUCUAAAACCGAUAAGAACAUUCAGUGCUGGGAAACGACCUCUGUCUUCUUGGUAUCCAUGUUUCAGUAUACCAUAAUGGCGAUUGUGUACACACCGGGAAAACCCUACAGGAAACCAAUCUACAGAAACUAUUUGUACAUGGUGGAUCUUUUUGUCAUCAUUGUCUGUAGUUUUGUUAUGUUGUUUUAUCCACCGACGAAAAUCGAAGAACUCUUCGAGUUUGAACACAUUCCGAGCUUCAGGUUCAAGGGGAUCAUCCUAGCAGUGGUAUUUAGCAACUUUAUAUUGUCAGCAUUUGUAGAGCUGUUCCUGGUGUCUAACCGUUCGUUGCUGAAACUGGUAUCCUGUAAAAACUGCCGUCGGGCUAAACGUGCCAAGUACGAAGAAUUAAUGAUGAUCUCAACUAGUCUUGGGGAUCCAGAUUGACUCAUGUCAGUCUUUAAUUAACUAAUUUUCUAACUAAAGAAAUAUCCGACUUUGUUGAAUGGCAAUUCUGGAACUCCGUACUACACAAAUCCUAGAUUUUGUUUAUGUUUGUAUUAAAUGUUUUGUAAACCUUUAGAUAAAUAGAGGGGUUAAUGUUCGUAUUCGAUAUGAAAACAAUAUUUUCUUUGAAUGUGUCACCUGUAGGCUGAAAUUGUGGGGCUAUGUUCAGUUCAAACAUUUAGGGAUUUUUCCUUUAAAAUUAAUAUUAUUAUAGCCAUCGUCGUUUGUGCAUUAUAAAUAAACACAUAAUGAGCUACUAUAAUAACACAGAAAGUACAUGCACGCACAUUAUUUUAAUAGCAAUAUGAUUGUAUUACUAAGCAAUUUAAUUAUAUACACCAGCAUUCCAGUUAUUACUGUGUCUUUUUGUUCAAAUAACGAAUUAUUAUAAGAGGGAAUAUAAUAUUAUGUUAAUAUCUAUGCACGAUUCACCCUCAGCCAAAAUCCUCAGCAGCUGACUUUUUUGAGUUGAAAGUUAAUAAAUUAUUAUGAAAGGCUUAAAAAUAACAUAAUCAGAGGGAUAAGUUAAUAAUUAGAACAACAAUCGAAAUAAUGUUUUAUUUCUGAAGUUCUACUGUAUUUUGGGAAGGUUGGUAUUUUAUUUGGGGUAGGCUCAUUUAUUUGUUUUCUCCUGAUAAUGGCUCAAAAUUGAAUUGUAUUAUCAGGAAUUAUGUCGGCCCGGAUAUUAUUAGAACAAAUCAAGGGUAUGUCAUUGUUGUGUUUGACCUUUAGGCGGUUCGGGUCCGCGAUUGUUGGGUUUUGAUAUUUCAGUUUUUUAUAAUGUGUAAUAAUGAGAUUUUAAACUACACUUAAUUACAAUAAAUUCUACACCUUUAGGCCUAUGUUUGGUUUCUAUUUCUAUUAUUUGUAAAUAAAUCUCUCAUCUCAGAUUAAAAUUAAUACUAAUUAAUUCUUUUAGUAACACAAAAGUUUCCCCUACUAUAACCCAGAGUUUGUUUUAACACUGUCUGUUUUUGG
Molecule: messenger RNA, 4692 nt
Organism: Asterias rubens (European starfish)
Lineage: Eukaryota; Metazoa; Echinodermata; Asteroidea; Forcipulatida; Asteriidae
Product: probable cation-transporting ATPase 13A3
Exons: 30
Coding region: 211-3654 (1147 amino acids)
Biological process (GO): polyamine transmembrane transport; intracellular calcium ion homeostasis
Cellular component (GO): late endosome membrane
Molecular function (GO): ATPase-coupled monoatomic cation transmembrane transporter activity; ATP hydrolysis activity; ATP binding
Source: RefSeq, a predicted model, not a curated record